Molecule: messenger RNA, 297 nt
Organism: Gongylonema pulchrum
Lineage: Eukaryota; Metazoa; Nematoda; Chromadorea; Rhabditida; Gongylonematidae
Source: the annotation of a GenBank genome assembly
AUGGUAGAGAGAGAGGAAUGCCAUGACAGCGAUCCGUCUAGGCAGAACGAAUACGAGCUUCCACUGCUGUUGCGACGGCAGUGGGGCGCAUUAUAUGGGGAUCCGUGUACAAUCUCGUCGCAGCGCGAGUUGGACGAAGCGGUGCGCCUGUUGCAUGCAAAUGGCGAAGCGGAGUUGAAUGUGCAUGUUUUCCUGGGCAUCCCCCCGCUACCCGGGCUUCCUUGCAAUGGAGAAGACAGUAUGUCAUUCACUCUUCCUUCAUUUGUCGUUUUUUUAUUCACAGCAUACCUCCGAUAA